Messenger RNA from Heterocephalus glaber (naked mole-rat), 3180 nucleotides. RefSeq names its product allograft inflammatory factor 1 like (gene Aif1l). Gene Ontology annotation, biological process: actin filament bundle assembly; ruffle assembly. Gene Ontology annotation, molecular function: actin filament binding; calcium ion binding. The record is from RefSeq and is a predicted model, not a curated record. NCBI's taxonomy places the organism in Eukaryota, Metazoa, Chordata, Mammalia, Rodentia, Bathyergidae. Gene Ontology annotation, cellular component: actin filament; ruffle membrane.
CUUCGCCCGCCUCCCGCCGCGCGCCCGUCGUCCGGUCCCUCCGCGGCCGCGAAGCCCAGACGGCGGGAGCUCGCGCUCGCCAUGUCGGUCGCGCUCAGCAACAGGUUCCAAGGAGGGAAGGCAUUCGGCUUGCUCAAAGCCCAGCAGGAGCGGAGGCUGGCGGAGAUCAACCGGGAGUUCCUCUGCGACCAGAAGUACGGCGAUGAGGAGAACCUGCCUGAGAAGCUUACGGCCUUCAAAGAGAAGUACAUGGAGUUCGACCUGAACAACGAGGGUGAGAUUGACCUGAUGUCUCUGAAGAGGAUGAUGGAGAAGCUGGGGGUCCCCAAGACCCACCUGGAGAUGAAGAAGAUGAUCUCUGAGGUGACAGGCGGGGGCAGUGACACCAUCUCCUACAGAGACUUCGUCAACAUGAUGCUGGGGAAGCGGUCGGCAGUCCUUAAGCUAGUCAUGAUGUUUGAAGGCAAAGCCAGUGACAGUGGCCCCAAGCCGGCCGGGCCCCCUCCAGAGAGAGACAUUGCAAGCCUGCCCUGAGGACCCUACUGCCCGCCUCCACCCCUCUGUGCCCCCUCACCUCGCUGCCCUUCUUUCCUGACUCCUUGGGAUUUGUCGUACUCCUUUGGCCACCGUGGGUCUGCGUGUUUUCUUCUUAAUCUCUUUGUAAAGCACAAAUGAUCUGCCUUAAAGGGCUCUGGGUUGGGGACUCCUGAGCCCUGGGUUCCCCCUAUUCCUGUCUUUCUGCCUUGCCCAGCCCUGUGGAGCAGGGCUGAUACCAAACCAAAAAUGAGAGGGCAGGGGUGCCAGAAGCACGCAGCCCUUGCUGAGAGGCCCCACCUCCCCCUUCUGGAAUGCGUGUGAGCCCAGGGCCCUGUCCCAAGAGCCUGGAGGAGGGACAAGGCUGCGGGGCCUCUUCCGGGUUCCCCUGUAUAGCUCCAUGCUUGUGGCCUGGAUGUGGCCGCUCGGUGCCCCCACCCCAACGUUACCCCCUGGCCCUCUGCUCAUCCCCUCCCUGAGCGCAUGGCACAGGUGGAAGAAAGAGAGCUGGGUGACCUGAGACCUUCAAGAAGGAACCAGGGGCUGGAGAUUCAGCUCAGUGGUUCCACUACCUGCCUCGAAAGCACAAGGACCUGAGUUUGAUCUCUGGUACCAAAAAAAAAAAAAAAAGGAACCGGAAGGAGCCCUCUGGCCUUGCUCCCCCGCCACACCUUUAUAGGCAGUGCAGAGGGACAGUACAGCCCACUGUUGCCUGGUAGAGAAGCAAAGGGCUUCAGAGGCAGAGAUGAAGCCAGGGAGCUAAGGGAGGGUUGGCCAGGAAGUCCCACCUUGCACGGAGGACACAGAGGGCACAAGCAUGGGAGACAGGAAAAUGCUUGUGUAAAAGCCAGCACCCCUGGUACACCAGGAGCGAGGAGCAGGUUGUCUUUCUGAUCACAGUCGCUUGCAGCCUGACUGGUUCCUCCAUUUCCCUUCCUACCCUCCUUGCACUGUUCAUUCAUUCAUGCAUUCAUUCAGCAUAUUUAUUGAGCACCUACUAUAAGCUUGAAGUCGUCCCACCUUGCCCUGACCUUGGCUGUGUCCACUGUCUCUCUAACUCACCUCUCCCUUUCCAAGUUGCUCAAAACCUUGAGCCUUGGGAUUGGACUGGGCCACCUGUGUCCUUUUUUUAGGAACUCACAGGAUUGCAGAGCCCUCAUUGCCCUGUAGGUGAGCCGGGCCCAGAGGGUAACUGCCUUGCCCAAGGUCAGGGCUUAAUCUGGAGAUGGAAGACCCUUCCUAUGCUUCCCUCUGCUCUGGGUGCCUCGGUCAGUGUUGCAAGCAGGGAAGGGGGCUGAGGGCCGGCCUCCCGGGCCAAUACUCAGAAGGCUUCUCUCACCCUAAAGGCUGUGGGCUUCCAGGUCAGCAUCGGGGCUGCUCUGUGGUUCCCCAUUCCUAUAGCUCCUAGCCCUGCCUCAGGGAACCCCUUCUCAGAACCCACGAAGGAAAGUGUGGGUCCCGACUCCACCUGUGUUCUGGGUCCUUUACCUGGGCCCUCAGGACACGGAUGCAAUCAUUCAUUGAAUGGAUUUAUUAAGCUCUGCUAGAGGCCAAGAGCUCAGAACCCAGCAGUGACACAGCUCAUGGAAUUGACUGUCCAGUGGGGGAACAAAGACCCAAUGACAGAGACGAAUGUUAGGAAGUGAGGGGCCUGAGGGUGACUGCCUUGGACAGGGACAAGAGUCCUGGAGAAACCUUUGCAAAACCCUACGGAUAGGGCAACCCACUGGGACCCCUCCUGUCUCAGGAGCUAUUCCUAAUCCCCAAUAAAAUUUCCUACUCUUAAAAAAAAAAAAAAGUUACAGCCUGGGGGCUGUUAGAGCCAUUUCGGGUUUCUUGUGGCUCCUUUAGACCCAUAUCAAGGGCCCAGCGCGUUGCCCCAGGAGCAGCUUACGGGAGGAGUAAAGCAGGAGGGCUUAGAGACAUGUCCAAGUCACAUUAAUCCUCUGGUCUCAGCCAGUUCAGGUGCAUGAUCAUUUAUCUUCAGUCUGAUGAGCUGCACAGGCCUAGUUGAAGUUUAAACCCCAGAAAAACAUUCCUCCCUGUAAAUAUAAAAUCCUACCUACCCCCUCCACUCUACCUUUGUGGAGUUUUUGGUUUUGGUUUUUUCUGAGAUUAGCAACUACCUGUCCCUACCCCUUGCCCCACCCUGCUUUUUCCUGGAGGAAGAUAAAGCUUUUUUUUGAUUCCCCAUCCCAUUCAGUGUGGCUGUUCCUCACUCAGAGAGGAAGGCAGAACCAACCAGCCUUAUUUCAGCAGGUUCAGCAGUUUGAGACUACAGGAAGGAGAGCAAGGGAGCCUCAUCAGUCUCUUCACUGGUCCCCGGGGUUCAGCCCUGGGAGACAGGGUCAGCUGUGUGGACCCUGGACAAGGGGAUCUGCCUGUAUUUCAGGUCCUAGCUGCUGGCUCCAGGUCUCAUUUCUCUAGCUAAGGGCUCAGCUUCUUGGAAUUUCAACUAUCUUCUUUCUGAAAGAGACCAAAUCUAACCUAACGAGCAAUGUGGGGACUGCUAAGUAUGGCUUUGUCCCGUAAAAGGAAAGUUUGUCUGGCAAAUUCAGGUACUGAAGUUGCGUGUGCACGUGUCAGUGGGACUGUGUGGGGGUGUGGUUUCAUCUCUGCAGAUUGGAAUAAACCAGACAAACUUGA